UCAAUUCAAAUUCAGUUGUGUCACGAAGAGGAUGCUGCGUAGCAAAAUAGAUUGAAAGUUUUGUGGAAAAAUUUAAAAUUAUUUCAAAUUUUAAGGAGGUUUUGAGUAAAGAAGGCGAAUUAUAACGUUCUUUUCUUUCAGUCGAAGCCGUAGAAAUAAAGCAAGUGCGGGCUUGAAAGUGGUGCUGCUGCUGCUUUCCCUUUAAGAUGGCAGACACGGAAAGAUAAAUCUAGGACAGCUGCUAGGACGGCCAAAUAAACCUUUCACAUUCAUCGGUGGCCCACUCCCGUUCCGGUGAAAUGUCCAGCUUUCGAGAGGUUUCCGGUUUCGAAAGAAGUUUUUCACUGGAUGAAGAUGAUGGGGAACAACAAAGGGGACAAGAGAAUGGCAACGUGAAACCGACGUGGCAUCGGUUGCUUCAGGAAGGUGGUGGUGGCAGCUUGUUAGCCGAACAACCACUGCCGUUGCUGGAUGUCAUCGAGGAAAGUGGUCCGGAGAGCUUCCUGUCGGAUGCGACGUUGGAAAAUUUUACCGGGCAAGAUGAUGGAGGAGGAGUUGUUGAGCAAGAUGUUAUGAGUGGAAUUUUUGAGGGAUCAUCGACCAAUUAUGAUUCGGGGAACUUUUCGUUCUCGGAAAGUUCCAAGGAGAAGGUGGUGGAAAGUCCACUGGCUGGCCAGGAGCAACAUCAGCGAUUCGUACAGCUGAAUACCGAACUGUAUCAAGCGAAGACGGAACUGCUGACGUACAAGUACAAGUGGAACGAAAUCCGGAACGAGGUGGAGUCGGCUUGGAGCAAAAAGUUACAACGGCUGGCGGAUGAGAAUGAAGCGCUCAAGCGGACGGUUGAAGAUUUGCAAAAACGGAAUGAGAAGUGCCCGGGGCUUGAGGGCCUAAAGCUGAGGUCAGAUUUCGAGCAGCUUCGGAUCGAAUUGGAUUGCCGGGAGCGGGCUAAUAAAGUCCUGAAAAGCAAAAUAUCAGAGCAAUAUUGUGACAAGGAAAGAUUGACUCUGGAGCUGAGAAAGUUGGAGAAGAAUCUUUCCGAGGUGAAGAACGAGAUGGGUUCGCUUAAAAGUUCAGAGUCUUGGUUUCGGAAAGAGCUACAUUUGUGCCAAAACGAGAAUGCCAAAAUGAAGGAAGAGCGAUUGCAGUUGGAAAAUAAGCUUUUCUUCGAGAUGAAUCAAAGGGAUAAGUUGAAAGUUCAACUGCAGAAAGUUAUCCAAAAUUCAGAAUCUUUUGAGCAGACUGCGAUCCAAGAGAAAAAAGAUUUGCUGGAAAAGCUUCAAGCUAUACAACUAACUCAUCCAGUAGUGAGUAUAACUCCAAUAUUAGUUGAAGAAUUCGAACUAAAGCUAAAAGAAGCUAAAGGUAAAAUAGACGGUCUACAAGAAUCGAAUCAACAACUGUUGCUUCAAAAAGAGCUCUUGGAAAACAGUAUAGAAGUUUACAAAAAUAAAACUUCACAUCACGAAGCGGUGAUCGAAUCCCUUCAAAGCAGGGAAAUCAAAUCCCUUGGGAAAAUUUCCCACUUGGAAAAGGAAAUACGGGAGCUUGGCUCGGCCAGGGAACAACUGAGAGAGGAAAAUUCGCAACUCAGCAGCGUGGUGGCGAAGCAGCGUUUCGACAAACGAGACCUAGAUGUCAGCAUCGGUCAUCUGCGGGCGCAGUUGAAAGUUUUAUCGAUAAACUUUGAAAACACGCGACGCGCGCUCGGUGUGAAGGAAUUUGGGUUGCAGAAGCUGCAGACGGAUUACCAAGAUUUAAAGGCGCGUUUUGACGGACUGGAACGAUGUCGAACGGAACUGGAGCAUCGGCUGAGGAUGAGUGAGGGCCAGGCCAGCGAAAGGUAUCGUUCGCUGUUGGAGAGUUUCGCCCGGAUUCAGUCGAAAAAUUUGGACCUAGAACUGAAACUGGGUCAGUGUGCCGAGGUCAACGAGAAGUUCCGCAGGAGUGAGGAGGUAGUCCGUCAGCUGCGGGAAACUGUUGCGGAACUGCAGCUGCGAAUAGAACAGGAUGCUGAAAUGACCCCGACGUGUCCCAAGCAUGGUAGCCAACUUCCUGAGGACGAUACCCGGGAGCUGAAGAUUUUGCUGAAGGUUCUCGAGAACGAAAACCGACAGAAGCUGAAACGUUACGAAUUGAACAAUCGGAGUUUGCUACAACAGGUCAAGGAGCAUAGCAAAGCUCGCAAGCAAUCGGAUCAACGGGUAGAAGAAAUGGAGAAGCAACUGGCCGAGAUGGCAUCGCUACAGUGUGAGAUGGCUAGGGUACGAGAAGCAAAUUUGCUACUGGAAGUGGAUUUGGAGUCUGCCAACGAUGAACUUCGGAUUUUGAAGGAAGAAAAGAACCGACUGGUUACGGCUUUGGAGAACAGUUGUCUGCUGAAGGCUGACGAAGACAUUUGGACCUCUUUCCAGAGGAUGUUUGCUGAUCUGCGGCAGUCGCAGCACAUCAGCAAAGAAAACGGCCGACUGAAGGAGCUUCUGAGGAUAAGCGAAUCAAAGGUUGCACAACUCGAAGAAGACCUGAAACUUUCGCUCUCAUCCAUGGAGGACAAAAGCGUCGAGCUCGAAGGCCUCAAGUUUACCGAAGAGACUGCCAAAGUAGAGUCGGAUGAUCUGAGGUCUCAGCUUACCAUCAAAACCAUACAGCUGGAGGACGCUCAACGGUUACUCUCAACAACAAGUUCCGAACGCGAUGCGCUACAGGACUCCAUCGGAGAUUAUCAGUUUAUGGUGGCUAAAUUUCGCGAAGACAUUGAUACCCUGGAACGACAGGUCCGCAUCCGAGACGUUCAACUGCAAACCGCUUAUGAACGGAUUCAACUGUUCGAAGAGGCCGAGCGAAUUCUGAAACAUUCCAGGAAACAAUUCUUCGAAGAUUUGCAGCUACUGAGAGAGGAAAUCCUCGCAGAGAGGCAAGAAAAACACGAACUCCAGGAGGUGAUACGAGUCCUGCGGGAAGGCUCGCAAUCGGUUAUGGAUUGUAACAUUAAGAACUCCAGCAACGGAACACCUAGCCUCGGGUCAGACUCGGGAGGUUCAAUUCCUAAAACCGAAAGGCCGUUACCAUCCCUGGAUGAAGCAGCUCUCAAAUCGCUGAUCGAACAGUGCUCUCGUCGAUCAUCGUCAGGCAACGCUACGCUGCGACCCCUGCAAGAAUGCGUCGAAUCUCUGCGCGCCGAAAUGAACAAUCUGAACGUGGUGGUGCGUCAACACGGCCAGCAACGCUACCAGCAGCACGUCGUUUCACUGAUGGAGGAACUGCAGGAUGCCACCAACGGAACCUACAACGGGAGAUGAGUUUAGACCUGGCUGUCCGGUUGUUGAUUUAGUUUCGUUGACUCAAACGAAAGUAGGCUUCUAACGAUCAAAAUCGAAAGAACCGUCAUCCGCUUCAUUUGAGCUCUUUCAACUUGAGUGAAAGAGCGAUCAAAUUGAUAGUUUUCUUUUCUGUUGUUGUUUGAAUCAACAUUUGAACAAAGAUUUUUGAUUCCUUUCCGUUAAGGUUUAGUUUUUCGGAGCCAGGUCUAAGGUACUUAAGGGUUGUUAUUUAUUUAGUUUAAAAUAAUCGAUAUUCAUCGUAGCUUUUUUGAAUGACGCGUACAUAUAUAGGUUUAGAACGUACUAAGCGUAGGGGCACAAAAUCUGCUGUGAAGCGGCUUGAAUUGAGACUGAAUCUCGAACUUUGAUCUGAACCGUAAAAUGGACUCAGAAUCUGAAUUCAAAGUUGCUGAAUUCUGAUUUCUGAGUAGAGACAUCUGAGUUCUGAACUUGGCUGAGUUCUGCAUUUUGAGUUUUGAUUAGGGGAUUCUGAAUUCCGAUUUAUAUUGUUUUUUAAUUCUGUGAAUUCAGAACCUAAAUUCUGAAUCUGAAUUCUGAAUUUGAAUUCUGAAUCUGAAUUCUGAAUCUGAAUUCUGGAUCUGAAUGCUGAAUCUGAAUUCUGAAUCUGAAUUCUGAAGCUGAAUUCUGAAUCUGAAUUCUGAAUCUGAAUUCUGAAUCUGAAUUCUGAAUCUGAAUUCUGAAUCUGAAUUCUGAAUCUGAAUUCUGAAUCUGAAUUCUGAAUCUGAAUUCUGAAUUUGAAUCUGAAUUUUUUUUUUGAAUUCUGAAUCGUUAAGUCUAGUUCCAAACUUUUUGAAGAUAUUUGUCAUAUUAGAUUUGGUUAAUCUUGUCCAACUUUUUGCUAAAUACCUUCGGCGUAAAAUUCUUAAUUCAUCAUCCUUUGCAAAGUUGCUGGAGUGUUUUCAAGGCCAAACAGAAUUCGAAUAGAUUGUAAUUCUGAACCGUUCUUCACUGAACUCGAAUUCGUUUUCAACUCAAGCUGCUCUCUUCAACCACCACUAGGUUUAAAAUAUUUCUAAAGUAGUGCUUAUAUUCAUACAAAUUCAUCAACGUUUGUUAAAGAUAGGGUGACCAAACUAGAGAAAGAAAAUGUUUUAGAUUUGCAGCUUUUACUUUCUUUACUCAGAUCUUUAUUUAAGAGAUAUUAUUUUAGGUCAGAAGUAGGUAUUUCAACAAAAAAUAUUUAUUUUGUUAUCUCAACUCAAGCUUUAUAAGUAUUCGUUUCUGUUUCAAAUGGAAAACUUAGUCUUUUUGUUCGUUCGUCGUUGCUUAGCUAUUUUUAUGACCAAGUCAACCGUUUUAAAUUCUCGACGUAUCUCGAGUAUUUGAAAACUUAAAGCAUAAUAUUCUGGUCACCCUUUAUGUGUAAAUAUUACAAUUUUACCGAAAAUAUAAUCAAAAACUGCUCAUAUUUAAAAAUCCAUAUUCGAGCAAUUGUUGAUAUCCGCUUCAUCGCUAUAUUUUCAACCGUAAGAUGUAAAUAUUUAUAGCAAUCGCUCGGUUUAUUAACCCAUUUCUCAGGUCAGCUUCAGCUUGGCGGGCUUUCAUUUUGCAUUUUUUUGUGUUCAAGCUACAACGAAUUUAUUUUACAGCUUCCACCUAACUGUGAUAGUUUUUCGUUUUGUUUAUUUAUGUUGGUUGUCUGCGUAUCUGCCUUGCCUAGUUUUAAGGUAGUUUUAUGCUUUAAGUAUUUAUUAUCGGUUAAAUAGGCACACUCUAAGCUUCCAGCAAAAUCGAAAAAUCCAACACGUGAUGCACAGCACUAAUUUAAGUUAAAUCAAAUAUAAGUUAGUUCAACUUUCAAUAGCUCAAAAUAGAUCAGUAGGUAAUUUAGUAGCGUACCUACCUUCUUGAAUAGAGAGGUUGUAACAGACAACUCGAACUUACAAUGUUUUGUCUAAUUGGCGAUAAUCGCAUGGAUAAUGAUGGGUAAUUAUUUCGCGAUGCUGAUCGAUGCAGCAUUAAAUAGAUUGUUUUCCAUUCAGAAAAAAAAUAAAUCUGUAGAUAUUACCUAGUGUUUAGAGAAAAAAUAUUCCCUCCCAUGUAAUAAGAUUGUUCUGAAUAUAUAUUUGUUCAUCAAUAACAGGUUAAUCAUUGCCGAGCUUUCGGUUGUAGGAUUGGAGAAAAUAUAGAUACACAUACAUAUGUAUAUUUCGUUGCAAAA
Messenger RNA from Uranotaenia lowii, 5502 nucleotides. RefSeq names its product myosin-1-like. Bases 300 to 3299 code for a protein of 999 amino acids. NCBI's taxonomy places the organism in Eukaryota, Metazoa, Arthropoda, Insecta, Diptera, Culicidae. The transcript has 2 exons. The record is from RefSeq and is a predicted model, not a curated record.